AUGGCUUCACCUGGACCACAGACACCAUCAGAGAACAGAGACUCGGAAAAUCGGCCUGUAAGCCCGGAAAAGGGCAUAGACAAGGGCAACGGAAGUGGCAAAGAUGAGGGACCCAAUAAUGAACGCCCGCCACUUCCACCACGUCCACUGAAGCCAUCUCAUGGACCGCCGGCUGCACAGUUGGAUGCGGGCCUAAACCCUUACUCGGCAGCACACAGGCUCCAGUCAGGGCCAACGACGGCUCUCUCGUUGGCAAAUGUCAAUGUCCAGGCGGUGGAUGAUGUUAAUAGGGAGAAUUAUGUAUCACUUGCAGGAGGCCUUGAUAAGACGAGGCCCGCCACCUCCGGUACCCAUGGACGUGGGAGCAGAGUAGGCAUAGAAACAGGAGAUACCGCCAGCAUACAAAGUUUUAUCCCAGGAAGUGAAACCCCAAUCGAUGCGGGAAGCUUGUUUGGGGAUUUCCCAGGUUUUGGCACUGAAAUUCCAUUCAGACAGGCUUCAACCAAGAUCGACGAGAAUUACUCCAUCUUCAAUGCACAGGCUCAAGAAGAUGAUGCUACCGUUGAAUUCGAGGAAGAGUUUGAUUCUAUUGGUAAUUCAAGUGAGGGCGAGAACGAAGAGGAGAAACUUGAAAAAUGGAGAAGGAAAAGGAAACAUUUUUUCAUUUUAUCAUCGGCUGGAAAGCCUAUAUAUACUCGCCAUGGCGACAGUGGACUGAUAUCCCCGUAUAUUGGUGUUAUUCAAACUAUCAUAUCGUUCUACCAAGAAUCUGGCGGUCCCUUGAAGAGCUUUUCAGCUGGGAAGACUAAGAUUGUGAUUCUUUCCCAAGGUCCGUUGUACCUUGUGGCCAUUAGUUCGCUCCGUGAAAGCCAGGCCCAUCUUGAGGCUCAGCUCGAAGCACUAUAUAUGCAAAUACUCUCAACUCUGACUCUACCCGCACUUGAUCAUAUUUUUGCCGUAAGGCCAAGCUCAGACUUGCGACGACCUCUCCAGGGAACUGAAUCUCUUUUGUCCUCGCUAGCCGAUAGCUUCACUAAAGGCUCCCCGUCAACCCUCUUAGGUGCGCUGGAGUCGCUGAAAAUUCGAAAAUCCCAUCGCCAAAUUAUCAGCAAUACGUUCCUCAAGGCUAGAGUUGAGCCACUUCUUUAUGGCUUGUUGGUUGCAGGUGGGAGGCUUGUGAGCGUUGUCAGACCAAAGAAACACUCGCUUCACCCCGGCGAUCUACAACUGAUCUUCAAUAUGAUAUUUGAAGCAGACGGAAUCAAGGCCGGUGGUGGAGAAAGCUGGAUUCCGAUAUGUUUACCAGGGUUCAACAACAGAGGCUACCUUUACAUGUACGUGAGCUUUCUCGACCUCUAUAAGGGUAAGGCAACGGAUCAAACUAUGGAAGAGAUGAACAAGGAUGAUGUUGUGGCUAUCAUCUUAAUUAGUCCCAACAAGGAGAGCUUUUAUGCUUUGCAUGAGAUGCGAGAUUCUCUUGUAGAGCAAAUGGAAAAUAAUGGAAGCAUGGAUGUCCUCAAAGUUGCUCUCAAACAGGGCCGGCCAGCUCCUACCGAUAUCGUUCCCGGGACAGUUGUUAGGCACUUUCUCUAUAAAUCGAAAGCUAACGUUCAAUUUACCAUGUCAUCAUACUCUCCAGAUUUCGUAUCAAUAUUGGAUCGGCGACGGCUUAUAUCCGCGUACCAUUCGCUACAUCUCAGUGUCCACGCUAAGCCUGCAAAUGUCAAAGUACAAUACUGUGUUUCGUCCUCCGCAAACUCGCUUGCUUGGGUUACGCCAACAUUUGAACUGUACUGUGUUGCAUCACCCAAUUCCAAUCGAAAUGCAUUAUCCCAGGCCGCAAAUAAAAUUGCCCUCUGGGCCCAGAGGGAACAGGAACGCCUUUUUGUAAUUGGCGGUGCAGUAUUCUAA
Microsporum canis CBS 113480 is the source of this 1911-nucleotide messenger RNA. Its product is annotated as vacuolar fusion protein mon1. The transcript is spliced from 5 exons. Gene Ontology annotation, biological process: protein targeting to vacuole; vesicle-mediated transport. The coding region runs from base 1 to 1911 and encodes 636 amino acids. The record is from RefSeq and is a predicted model, not a curated record. NCBI's taxonomy places the organism in Eukaryota, Fungi, Ascomycota, Eurotiomycetes, Onygenales, Arthrodermataceae. Gene Ontology annotation, cellular component: fungal-type vacuole membrane; Mon1-Ccz1 complex.